Messenger RNA from Nicotiana attenuata, 312 nucleotides. RefSeq names its product RNA-directed DNA polymerase homolog. The transcript has a single exon. The coding region runs from base 1 to 312 and encodes 103 amino acids. The record is from RefSeq and is a predicted model, not a curated record. Lineage: Eukaryota; Viridiplantae; Streptophyta; Magnoliopsida; Solanales; Solanaceae.
AUGACAUGUUUGAUCUUACAAGCAGCUGCCCACUUUUCAAAGAUUGACCUCUGUUCAGGUUACCAUCAACUUAGAAUCAAAGAUGAAGGUAUUUCUAAGACUGCUUUAAGAGCUCGAUACGAGCACAAUGAGUUUCUUGUGAUGCCUUUCGGACUGACCAAUGCUCCCGCGACAUUCAUGGAUUUAAUGAAUAGGGUGUUCAAGCCAUUUCUGGAUAUAUUUGUAACAGUAUUUGUUGAUGAUAUCCUGAUAUAUUCUCGUAGCAAAGAAGAUCAGGAUGAUCAUCUCAGGACUGUUUUGCAGACAUUGUGA